Xyrichtys novacula (pearly razorfish) is the source of this 12169-nucleotide messenger RNA. The record is from the annotation of a GenBank genome assembly. NCBI's taxonomy places the organism in Eukaryota, Metazoa, Chordata, Actinopteri, Labriformes, Labridae.
GUUGGGCUGAAAGAUGAGCAGCAAACUUGUUAAGAUGUCAGUCAGGGACAGCAGUAAUACAGCAGGAAAGGGAAAAAUACUUGGAUGUUGUGCAGCGUACUUAGAAAGGUCACAGUGUUGGAGAGACAGCUGGUGCAGAGCAAGUGCUUUUCUUUCUCUUUGAAUGUAUGAUGGAGUCUGCUUUUCUCACACUUAUUCUUCUGCAUUCAUUUGCAGUAUUUUCUUCUCAGUUUGGCAUCCCAGGUAUGAAAUACUUAUGUGAUUCUUUUUUUCUUUGCUUUAACAUUUUGGCGUCAUCUGAAAUCAAACUUGCCUUUUAGCUUUAAGAGGUCCUUCUCUGGUUAAGUUUAAAUUUUUAAGGUAAUCCAAAUAAAAAGUUCACAAUUUCUUAAAAGCACAUGAUACUUUCGUAGUCUGUUUUACACAACUUUUACAUGGUUAUGUUUGAAAGUUAGAUUGUCAAGCACAAAAUGAUCGCUUUGUUCUUCCAAUAUUAACUUUUGGGGCUCCACAAAGAAACAGAAAAAUGGUAACUGGGUACUUAAAAAAGGGAUGAAAGAUAGUGGUUCGAUUUUACUGAACCCUCUACUGAAUUCACGUUGGCUACGAGAAUUUAGUCGCAGUCAUGUUGCUCAGAAAGAAGGUAAUAAUUUUACUUGUUGGGGCAUUAUAGAUAAAAGUUACACAUAGAUAACUGUCUCAGUGCACAAUCAGGCAUGCGAGUCAUGUUAUGAGAACAACUGAAAGUCUAAACUUAAUAAGGACAGGAUGUAAAACAAAGAUAUAAGCCAGACAUCGGUAAUGCGGUCAAAAACUUAAGAAACUCUGCUCUAAGUGAUCCAUCUGUUAUGAGGCUGAUCUUUCUGUUCUCUAUCCCCCAGACUGGGAUGACGUUGUGGUGGUCAAAGAGAAUAUGCCCACAAUUUUGGUCUGCACUCAUAAAACAGUAACCAGGACCAUAGCCAUUAAUUGGUCGGUGAAGCCAGCUGGUGCGAAAGAUUGGAAACUGGUUCUGUCAGCCAACGAGCAGACACAGUUCUCUGGAGGUGCCUUGAAGGACUCCAUGCGAUUGACUGACCCUAACUUUAAAGACAGCGGGAAUGUCUCUCUGUUCAUUCUUCCUAAAAUGGAGGACAGCGGCUACUACAGAUGCUUGAUAAAGCCACACGGGUGGAAGCGGAAGGAGAGGAUUAUCCUUUUGGCUAUCCUUGCAGGUACAGAAAUCAACAGGUCAUCUGUGAGAUCCUCAGACACACUUCAGUGCCUCACAGGAAUGUCCUCACUUCAAACUCCUCUGCUGUAUACUUCUCUCAGUUUGCAGGGCGCUGAUGUAGUUUAGAUCAAUAUUUCAUACUAAAAUAUUUAUAUGCUUUAGUCAGUUGUUUUUGACUCCUAAGAUGUGUAUGUUCACUUUGAUGUUUUAUUUUUUUUGUUUGUACAUUCUUUUAGAAAUCUUUCAAAGCACCUCUUGAAAUAGUUUCUUUUCAAGUGUCACGUUGCUUAUGACUGUAAGAGUUACUAGGUUGAUUGCUUAAUUGAUGAGAAGCUCGAGUGAAUUACUUUUGCUCCGACCGCUCUUUAUCAUUUUUCUUGGAGUGGUGAAAUGUUUCUCAGGCCAUUUACUCAAGUUGUGCACUCCAAUAUCAUUUCAAUGCCCUUGUGCUUUGGCUGAGUAUUUAUGCAUUUUUGCCAUCAUCACAAGAUUUAAUGGCUCAAGUUACUUCAACAUUUAUCCUGCAUCCAAAUGGCGUCCAAUAUCAGCUUAUAAACAGAUUUAGAGAAUGUAAAGAUUGCAUUAAAAGUGAUAAGCUGAUAAACAUGAUCUGCAAAUAUUUCGGAUUAACCAUUUGAGGUCUUUUUUGUUUGUUUUAUACCCCAGUAAACUGAAAUCUUUUGAAGUUUUGUUGAGUUCAACAAAGAAAAAUAACUGAGCUCAACAAAAUAAGCAGCAUUUCCUGUGUGCUUUAUUUAUCAAAACACAAAUGUGUAACUACCCAUUCACACUGUUAAGUGUAAAUAAGCACCACUUGAACUACAUGCUGCUAAAAUGAGGUUUGCAUGGUAUUUCAUCACUUAAAACAAAACCAUAAUUAAUAUUUGAACGUGACAGUCUGACUUGGGCGUGACACAGGAUUUUUCACACCGGCUUCACAGAGGUACUUUAUUUUUCAGGAGAACAUUUUCAAAUACUGUGAUUUCAUUACACUAAUAUGAUUUUUCAUUGUCUCUUCUGUUCUUGUCUUCUCAUAUCUCCAGUCACUGUUGAGCCUGCCAUGCCCAUCCCUCAGCAGGGCACCCUGCGGCUGAAAGCCAGCGUCAACCCUGACUUUGCCAUCACCCAGAUCACCUGGGUGGCACCUGGAGGCCUUCCCAUGAAGAGCGAGAGCUCAAACAAAGGCACCAUGACCAAAGUGCCAAUGGUGCAGAGUAGUGACAAGGGGGGUUAUGUGUGUAUGGUGCACCCGCUUGGCAACAGUAGCAGCCCCCUUCUCCCCUUCAAAGUGGAUGUGACUGUCGGUGAGUCUGAUUUGGGAGAAAAAAGCAGAGGCGCUUGAAGAUCGAAAGCAACUGUUGUCUCUUUUGUUGAUGGUAUGAGUGGGCAUCAGUGCCAAAAACUCCAGCAGCUACAUUAUUUAUUGAAGCAUCCUGUAGCUACAGUUCUUCAAAGUGUCUACUUUUAUAGACCCGUUUCAAAAGUCGACUAGAUCUGUACUCAGAUUCAUCCUGUUCUUGUGUGAAUAUUAUAGAUGCUGAAUGUAUUAUUCAUUAUAUUGCUUUCUGCAUUUUCUACCCUCUUUCUUUGCGUCCCCUCUCUUCACAGCUGACGAAGUGGUCUCAUUCAACAGUAUAACAUACGGUGAGUGACUUCAUAACACAAGCGGUGUAAAAGUCCUGUGUCAGCAGCUUUCUAAUCAGGCAGAGCACAAUGAAGAAAAAAUUCUCAGCAUAUGAGAACCUAAUCUCUAUUGUUGUAGGAAUUUCCCCAUAUCUCCAUUUCCCUAUCCUGUUACUAUUCUGUUUACAGUCUUCACCCCACUCUUCAUUCACCCUCUUUUCAUCAAUCUGCAUAUACUCCUAGUUGUGUUUUUGCUCAGGCUGUUCUUUCUUCAUGCCUACCUUUACUCCAUCUUUCUACCUUUUACUAUCAGCCUGAACCAGUGCAUAAUUCUUAUUUCUCUAACCUCUCAUCUUCCCACAUUGCUUCCAGCCCCUUUGAUCUCCACUGCCGCUCAGGCCAGGAAACCUUUCCCCCUGACCUGUCCUGUUGUCCGGGGAGAUUUCGUCAUGCUGUACUGGCAAGCUCCAGACACCAAAGGAAAUCCUAUGAAGCUGGUGUACCAGUACGACCGCUGGAGGGGCUUCACCGUGUUGACUGAGAAGAGCGACAGACUCCAGCUUGCAGGCCCGCCCUACAAUGCAGAGGCAGGAAGCUUCUCCUUUCUACUCACACCAGAGUUGCAUGAUGGUGGCCUCUACAGCUGCGACGUGUACCUUGAUGACACCCCCACCAGCCAGAGGACCCGGCUCAGUGUACUCGCAGGUACAGGUUCAGGGUCAGCAGAGUGAAAAUGUCGAGAAGGACACGGGUUAAGAGUAAUCAAAUAAAGGACUGUCACUGAAUUUUAUUCACACAAGAUAAAAAUCUCCAUGUUUUGAAACUUUUGAUGAAGAACUCUGUAGUAUCUCAUAGUUUCAUAGUCCCAGAAGAGUAAACUGAUCCCAUUCUGGAGUUGGUGAAUUGGGGCCCACACAGAGCUGGAUGUUAGUCCUUAGCUUGUCUUAGUUUUUGUCUUUUUUAAGAUUAAUCUUUAAACUGGUUGACAGAUAUCACUUUUUCAAUCACUGAAGCCAAUACCAAUAAUGGCAUGAUGAGUUGGACCAUUGACGAUAUCACAUUGUUGCAAGUUUUUUCUGGGUUUGAAAAAAUGCAACAAUUCAACAUUACUGAUAUACAGGGUAAAAAACACUAAACUUGAGAGUACAUUUUAUUAUAUAAGAAGAGGAUAUUUGGCUCAGUAAGACAUUGUGAUGUUUGGAUUUAUGUCUGACUAUCAGAAAUUAAUAAAAGACAAACAUACAAGGCAACUAUUGAGAUUUAAUUAAAAGAAAAAGUACAUUUUAUGUUGAAAUCCAUUUUUACGCACAGCAAAGUCAAAUAUAGGUGGUUAUCUUAGCUAGCCUAUUUUAGAUGGGUUCCUAAUAGGUUGAUGAUUUAUAGAUUCCAAUUAAUGGCCGAUAAAAAUGUCAGAAGCAGUAUAAAGCUUCAUAGUGUCAAGCAUCAUAACACAUUUUAAAUAAACCACUAGCCAGCAUUUGUUAUAGAUUGAAUUUGCUAUCAACACAGUUGGGAAAAAUGCGUUUUCCUUUAAAAAAACAAAAAGAACUGUGAUAUCGGCCUUGUAAGAAACGCAGUAUCAUGUUGAUUAUGUCAACAUGCCAAUAGUUAUCCCAAUUAAUCAGGUGACUGAUUAAUCAUUCUAUCUUCAUCUUCCCCCCAUUAAAAUUGGACUUCAGAAGAAAUGUUUUGAGCGCCCUUAAUCCAAAACCAGUGGAAACAACUAGACUUGCUCUCACCACAGUCCAAAAUAGCCAUAAGCUUCCAUUUAACACAGUAUUCAUAUUGUGUUUGAAUGUACACAAUGAGGCAUCAAAUAACAAAAAAGUCUUGGUUAGGCUGGUAUUUACCAGAGUUCACUUACUCAUCCAACACUCCUAUGCAGCAUCUUCACUGGUUGCCUGGCAACUUCACUAAAAAAACUUAGACUGGGAUUCUCUGUACUCCUCUGUUGAUUACCAAGCUGUGCUUGCAGCAUAAAAUUCCCUCAAAACCACAACAUGUUUUUUCUACAUGUCUGUUAUGGAUUAAACAUAUCACACACUAAGUAUUGCUCUAUGAGGUUCACACCUGAUAGCACAACACUGGGCACAGUCAAGUCAGUUCUAAGUUUCUCCUGUUUCCAGACUUUCCACUAGACUUGUCAAGAGUCUUUUGGCCAGAAAUAUGUGAGAGGUGUCGAUCAUUUAAUGCUAGGUAGGUAUAUUCUAUGAUUCAUAAAUAGCUAAAUCAGCCACAGAGGGUGCAAUGGUUACUGGACUCACCUCACUAUUGCCAAAGGACCAUUUUCUUGGAGGUAUUAGCCCUGCUGGUGUAUUAGAUAUGAGUAAUAGUGAAUUAAGAUCAGCUUUCAGUGCAUUGUUCUCCCACUGUGAAAUAAGUACCGAGAGUUUCCUGCAGCAGUUGGUAAAAUGUCACAUUAUGAAAUGAAUACAUUUACAAUAUUGCUCAUUAAAUCAAACAUUUGCUAGAUCCUUAAAUCUGAAGGAAAAAUGAGCCGAACACCUGUUGAUCUGUCAUGAACAUGCUUUGGGGAGGUUUCAACCUUUGCAGAGACACACAGAGUAUAUAGCGCAAACACACACACACACACUCAUACACACACACAAAAAAAACUUGACAAACACAAAUAUACAAUACCCUGUCAUGGCGGCCUUGGGAUGCUUUACUAAUCACAGCCCCUCUGGUAUCUAUCACAGCUGCCCAGACGUGACCAGCCAAUCUGUCACUGUCACUGUCACCCCUCUUCACACAUCUGCAUCCCUCACGCUCAUGCAUACACACACACAUAUCCGCCUGCACACCAAUCAUGUGAUGCAUAUAUUUUUACCCCACCUCAUUAUGGGUAUCAUUAUGUAUGAUUAUACCUGCUGCCCUCCCACAAAGACUGUAGGUGGCCCACACUGAUCACUCUAAUCAAGGCUGAAAAGUGUGUGUGUUUUUACGUGUGUGCAAGGGGGGAUCUGUGGAGCUUGAUUACACCCAGAUGGAUUCCCAUUUCAGUUUGAUGAGACACUAAGCAUCAGUCACAGUCAACCAAUACAUUAGCAGCAAAUCACUUUAAUGAAUAUAUAUUAUUUUGACCCUUCACUGGAUUGUUCUUUGUUUUUCAUACCAACCCCCCUUUACCCCAUUACUCUUUAUCUGCCCUUGGCCUUUUCUGUAUUCACACACUACCCUUUAAUUCACUUUCUCCUCCUUUUGAGCUCCUUCCUCUUCACUACUGUUGUCCUUAUUUCUGUGUACUUACAUUUGUUUUUUCCCUCCUUAUACUCACACCCACCUCUCCCCCCUUCUCCUUCUCACAGUUAAAGCCAAAUAUUACCCGAAAAGGCUUGAGCUGGGAUGCCAGUACUCAGAGCGAUCCCAUGUCCGCAGUGCCAAAUGGAAACACCAGAAUGAGAGUCAGCGGCUGCAUUUUUCAAGCAAGAGCCCUGGGAGAAUCCACACCUUCCUGCCCUUACCCAUUACAUCUGACACAGCGGGAAACUACUCCUGCACCCUACAGCUGGGAAAUGGGCAGACAGUCUCAGCAAGGCAUGAAGUCAAAGCACCCCAAGUCGGAGUGGAAGAUGGUAAAGUACCCCAAAGACUGGUCUCUGAUAUGAUUUUUUUUUCUCACAAAAAGAAUACCAUAUCAAUUGCACAGGAGUCCUAGUGGACUUCCUGUCAACUUACUGGAGAUAAUGAACCGUGAAUGUGGAUGAUUCUCAGAUGUGUGCUCCAUGAAGCGUUACUCUGUGCAUUCAAGCCAACCUCAGGUCAGUUAUUCUGCCUGGAAGCCAGUGGUUUACAGAGGGAAACCUCCUGACAGAUGCCUUGUGUUCUUCUUUCUUAAUGUAGUUAAAGAGGUCACAGGUCCAGACUCGAGUGCUCCACAAAGUUAUGAUUUACAGAUAAGAUCCUAUGGAGUGUUAUGGACAUCUCCCUUCUAAGAGGACGCACACACACCUAAAUACGCGCCAAACAUUUCCCUCCCCGCCAGCGUCGCUAAUUACCCACCAAACAACCAAACAGCGCUACUUUUCCUUCUCCCUUCUCUGCUGGAUAGUGUUACUAACUUUGAGCCCUACCGGCUAAUUUAAACAUACAUUCACACAGAUAGUCAUCUCUCCACUUACUUGCCGGGUGUCCAUUCACGCCAUCAUGCCGGAUCAGGUUUCCAAAUGAGGAAACAGAGCGCAUGAUUCCCGUAUGUAAAAUAGGUGGGUACGGAGGGCCAAAGUGGUCACAUGAUCCGAGAAAAGAUUUAUUCCCCUGUUGUUUGCCACGAAUGCCUAAAAAUUAACUUUCCAUUGAUUUGUGUAAAAACUAAGUUAAAAUGGUAAAAACAUACAGAAAAAGGUCUAAAGGUUAAAAAUGGUUAAAAUGGUUUAAAUGUGAGUUCUUCUUCUAAACUUACUUAAUAAAUAACGCCCACUGGGAGGGGCUAAGGGGGUUUAAAAGAAGGCUGCCUGGGCCUUUCUUUGAGUCUGGAGUUUGUUGCAUGAAAUUUAACUGCCAAACUGACUUUUGUAGUGCUGCUGUGUUUCAAUUUUUUGUUUUUUUGUUUUUUCUUGAGUGAGAAUCCAGAGUUAUAGUGGAACUCCUGCCUUGUUGGUAUUUUCUUUUUUGCCUUGUAUAUUUUGUAAACGGUAGUUGACCCUUUUUUUGGCACUUUUGUAAAUAUUUUUGCACUGCACCUUGGAGGGCCAGCUGUGCCAAACAAUAAAUUCACCAUCCCCCUGAUAUUUUUUUCACAACUCAACUACUGGUCAUGGCCAUACUUUAGAAGAAAAAAAAAAAACACCACUUCUGAUACUCUGCUCAGACUCUUCCCCCUAUAAAUAAUGAAACGUAGAAGCUAUGGUUUUCUCAUCACCUUCACCCAGCUGAUAUGCGAAUAUAAGACGUGACCUUAGGAUAUAUCUCCUCACAAAAACUAAAUUAUUCAAGCUUAUUGUAUUGGUGGCUGUGGGGGAUCACAGGAGGAUGUGACAGUUGAAUGCAUCCCUUAGCAGAGAUGAGUUCCCUCCCCACAUCCCCGAUACAUCACUCGGGCUGAAGAGCCCUGAGCUCAUCAUAAUGAAUGCUGAUGGUAUGACUGUAAGAGUAAUGGACAUGGGGGAAAGAGUGAGAGUGUGAUAGAGACAAGGAGGGGAAAAGAGGCUGGCAAAAGAUUUCGAUUGAUUGGAGAGGCUGGAUUAGAAUAAAUGGUGAGGGUGCUAAGUGUUGCAUUUGUCUGGCGUCUCAUCAAGAGUUUGGACCGAGCAGAGAGGGGUGUUCAAAUGUUGGGAGCAUACAUUUACUCUGUGGUAGGUUGCACAAACAGCAAAGGUGAAAGAAAAACAACAUUUUAAUGGAUGCUCUGCCGGUAAGAAGUGUCGAUACAGGGGUUAUCAGUAGCUGUUUUAUAUGGGAGCAAUUCUUUUGUUUAGUAAAAGUAGUCAAGCAAUACAGAAAGUUACAAAUAUUUAUGGUUUUAAAAGUCUCGUUCUGUUGGUGCUAGUUAUGAAACUCAAGAAAUACCAUCUAAUAGAAUUUCUUUCAGAUGUGGCACAGUUCAGAGAAUCCAAAAUUGAAGCAAUCAUUGUGUUCUGCUACACAUAAAAUACUUCAAAUGUCAGGGAUGUUCCGCAAUCAUUUGCUAUCCUGAGUUGGCCCAUCAUUUGCAAAGCAUUCAAGCACCUCUUUGGUUUGCUUCUCUAUCCUCUCCUACAGUCCCACCGAUACAAGACUCCCCCUACCUCAUUUGAGCUGAAAUAGGCAUGGUAGCAUAGAAGUGCCAAUAGUAGAGCAAAGAAAAAGAUGAAAGAAAGAAAGGGAGACAGAAAGAAAGACGAAGAAAUGUGCAAGUGGGAAACUGGGAACAUUUAUGCCUCACUUCACUGCACUCAAUUAGCAUAAAUUGUGCAUUAAAGCUGGCAUGGAGAACAGUGCAGGUCAGUCUCGGGGUCAGCUCUCGCCACAAUAUUCCAUUAGCAAACUCUACACAUACUCACCAAUCAAUUACACCUCACACAGCACUCAAUGAUUGAUCAUUUUUAAGCCGGCUAACUGCUGUGACACAGGGGCUAAGGUGAAGCUUCAGGGCUUGUCCUUUUGAAAACAACAUUUGUGCAAAUUUGAUUAGUUUUCCUUACUUUGGCAAGCUCCUUACUCUCUGGAUAACCUUGAAUGCAGCUGAAAAACACCUUACCAACAGUUCAGUACUUAUGAUGGCUCCAGAAAAAAAGGGUAAUUUGGGGUAAUUCUAUUCUAAUUUUUCAUUAAUUAGGCUUCCCUUGUUAUCGAAAGAUCUCACACAGAUCUGAUUGUUUUUCACCCCAUGAACAUCAAGCAUUCAGAGACUUCUUCCAUGUUCAGGUACACUCAAUUAAAACAGUCUCUGGAGAAACAAGUAACCUCCCUCCUAGCUUCUCUCUCUCUCUCUCUCUCUGUCGCCCCAUGGCUGUUUUAGCAAGGCUGAUGUCAUCGUCAUUAUGCAAACAAACCUGACAAGUUUGAUCACCAGCGUGAGCUCUUCCCACAAAAUUUAACUGGUGCUGCAGUGAGCCAAUGGUUUGCUUAUGUAAUGUUUGUGAUAAUUAUGCCUACGCUUUUUAUCCACCAGUUUUUACUGCUGCACUGACAGGGUUCGGCUGAAAGACUAAUAUUUACAUUGUUUGUCAGUUUGCCUAGAGGCGGUUUGUUGCUAAGAUCAGAUGUCGAGGGAGUGUUCAUGGACCAGCCUUUCCUGAGUUUACCUCCUGUAGAUUCAAAGACCAAUAAUGAGAAAGGUAACUGAUAGUAUUUGCAAAGAGCUGGAUCAAAUUACUCUGUAUGGACAAGGCAUAGGCUGAAGUUUUUGUGCAAUAAGCUCACUGGAUGUGGUCUCUUUUAUUUCAGCAUGUUUCUUAUUCUUGUCCACGUUUAAACUUGACAGCGUUUACUGUCCAGGCUGAGGGUCUGUCAAAUCGAUGUCUGUCGAGAUGGUGUACAGACUAUUCAUUCUUUCUGACAGAGCCUGGAUUUCCUCGCCUUCUUCCCCUGCACCCAUUGUCUGUGACUGACAGCAGCAUGAUGCAAAUGCAUGUAACGUGUUGAGGAAGUCAUAACUGAAACUUGUCUUUAAAUCCAGAGUUUAAAGUGCUCACGUACAGAAAACACGCUGCCCUUUUUCGACUCGUACGGAGGGGGAAAGUGGAGAAACGAACAACAGCAACUUCUUCUUGUUCAGUCUCACACACACACCAAAAGCUCAGCAAGUUUGACAUGAUCACUGUUCUUGGAAAUAUCCACCCUUUCUUCUCUCUCACUUUUCUUUUUCUUCCUUUUGUAGAGAGUGGCAGCGUGACCACCCCCUCCCUGCUCCCUACUCUCUCUGCUUUAUUACUCCUGGUGCCCCUGGUUGCUGCGGCUGUCGGUGUGUUGCUAUGGAGACAGAAACACAUUUCUGAUCGCAGUGAGUCUUCCGGCGCUUUUCUUUUUUGACAGCUUUCCCCGUUCUGUCCAUCUUCAGCCCCCCCUGUCUGGUGCCACUGAGUGAUGUGGGCCGUGACAUCCUCUGGGGUCAUAGUAAUGAAUCUGCCCCCACCUCCUCGCUCCUCCAUGUGUGUUUUCAGUGCGUGUUUGUCUGUGUAGUAACUAUCUCUUUGAACUCAGGUAUCGAGCAGUCUCUGUCUUUCUACUCUGGUGAAGUAGAGAACAUUUACGAGAAUCCUGAGGAUAUCAGACAGGUGAUGAAUUGAGCUAUUUUCAAUUUCAAAAUAUCCCCAUUUGCCCUUAUCUCCCCCUCUAGUAUUUAGCACCACUUCUCUCCCCUUUCCAUUUUUUCCUCGCCCUCUCCUCUCUUUUCCUGUCUUGUCUCUGUAGUACACUUUCACCUCUGUUCUGUUUUCCUUCUAAUUUUCACAAUCCCUCUCUCUCUCUCUCUCUGUCACUUGUUGUUCAUUAAACCUGUUUUCUCCUGCUCUUCUCCCCUCCCAACAGGCCCCUCCCCAGGGCUCAGUCUACAUGGUGAGUUAUUGUAUCAGCCCUGCAUACAAACAAACACAUAAACACACACACACACACCAGCGUUUUUGUGAGGAGUUGUGAUGCACAUGUCCACCAAUGCAUACAGACACUCACUCUCUGUAUUGCCCCCUCCUGAAGCUGUCAGGAGAUAUGUCUUCCCUCACAUUCAGGCUCUUCAUUCCCAGUCUGUCAGCCCUCUCUCAGAUAAACCCUGUGUCUAUCAACUGUCACCUUUACAUUAGCGGUAUUAACAAAUCAAUCUCAUUACACAGGGUACAGAGGGACAUAAAUCUGGCCUCAGUAGCAUGGAUUUUUUCUCUCUUUAUCAUCCUCGUCACUGUCCCACUCUCUCCCUGCCUCCCUUCCCCCUUUUCUUCUUUGUGCCAGGAUUUGAAGCCAAGAGAAGAGGAUGAUGUCUAUAAGGAACUGGAGCGGUAAGAGACAAGACUUGCAUCACCUGUGUGUGCUUUUGUAUGUUGAAUCUGUAUUUAUGUGUGUGUGAGUGCGUGUUUACACUGUCACUCAUCUGCCCCUCACAUUCCCCCCGCACACACACCAAUCACACCGGCCUGAACAUCACUGUGACACAGUGGCAUAAUAUCACGCCAGCUGCUGACAGGCAGCGCUCCAUCGCCCCGUGUGUUGUUGUUGUUGCGUGGGCUGUCUUGUGUUUGUGUUUAAGGAAAAAAUCAAAUAGACUUGGGGACGGAAGAUUUUUUUUUGUGCGACUUUGUCUUUGUGCUCUGUUUUCAGAUGCGAACCGUGUCAAGGCUGAUCACCUACCCACAUCUCAUCCUCAUCUGGCUGUCAUAAUCGCCCAGUUCCUCGCUGCAACAGAGGGUCUUUUUAAACUGAAGUAACAACUGCAUGUCAGAGUUGAGAUGUGACAAAAAAAUUGAGUGCUUCAGGGAAAUGCAGCUCAGUUGUUUGCAACAUUUAAUUCCUGCUGUUGCUCUUUAAAAGUGCUUUAUCACUGAUGUGCUCCAUUGUCCUCUCUUGGAGUUGCAAAGGGGAGAAGAGGAUUUUCAUGGAGGAAUUCAAACCAUGUUCCCUAGUUCACAUUGUUACUUUAAUUUUUCAUAUUUCACUAUAUUUAGUUUGUUAUAUAUUCCUUAACAUUUGUAUUGAAUCAGCAAUUGUUACUUCUAUGGAUAUCUGUAUUUAAAUAAACACCUUUCUGAAUAAAAAUCGUUUGUUAUGUUGAUUGUUUCCAUUUGAUUAACCCUAAAAUACUAACGCUAAAAUUAGUAACACCAACACUAUCGCCGGGUGAUUUUUACCCAAAAUAAUAUACCCAAGAAAAAGUGCUUGUCAUCAAAAUAUCAAAAUAGGACAAUACACAAACCAUGAUGCACC